Messenger RNA from Exophiala spinifera, 552 nucleotides. RefSeq lists its product as uncharacterized. The transcript has 2 exons. NCBI's taxonomy places the organism in Eukaryota, Fungi, Ascomycota, Eurotiomycetes, Chaetothyriales, Herpotrichiellaceae. The record is from RefSeq and is a predicted model, not a curated record. The coding region runs from base 1 to 552 and encodes 183 amino acids.
AUGGCGAUGCUCACAUCAACCUCGGCAAUGUCGGUCCUGGCCUCCAACGUCUCGCUAGGAGCCAGUUAUCAGCUUCAGGUCAUUGGGGGGAACACCAUGAUUCACGGGACCGCUCUGUGCGAGAUGCCAGAAAGACACCUUGCCACAUGCUCGACGCACGGCUUGGUCCCAUGUCGUGCGGGAUUCAUCGAGCGUGCUGGGUCGCGGUAUCUGGCACUACGAGACUCGACUGCCGAAGACGAUGCGCGCUACUGUACACUACGAGGCCCUGUCGGCAAGGGCGAAUAUCAGAUCGCAAUCGAGUCGCAGCUGGAGAGGAGCUCAGCCCUGAUCGGGGUGAGCGUCUUUUCGUCUGGUUGGAUCGUCGUGGAAGACCAUGGGCGGAACUUGUUAAGGUUUGACAAGGACCUAAAUUCGAGUAGAUGGAUUGCGGUACCGGACGCGGACUCUGGUGCUUGGGUACCGUGGUGGUAUGCCCCCAGUGCAGCGAACCUGGAAGAUUUUGACAACUAUGUCACCAUUGAUAUCGAGCUGGUGGAGGUGUCUCAGUGA